AUGGCCGCUCUCUCGGAACCUCCGCCAACCUCUGCUGAUACACAGUUGCAAGCAAACAACCAGCUGCCGCCGCUCUCGCCCUCGUCGAGCUUUCAUCACCACCGCUCGAUCCCGCGCUCCUCGUCGAUAUCGGAACCCACGUCCGACGACCUGACGGCCCUCUCUCACUUUGCCCCGCAGCGUCACGCACACGCGCCGACGCACACGCAAACGCACACGCACACGCACACGCAAACGAGCACGCAUCCGAGCCCGUCGAGCAAGACGCAGAGCUUCUUCAACCGAGCGGCUGCCGUGCUGGACAGGACCCAAAACGCCUUGGCGAGCUUCUCCGAACCCGUCAUCCGCCACCGGUCAUCCAACUCGGCCCUCACGCGGCUCUCCGUCGUCCAAACCGUCGACGACCCAGCGUCGGAGCCGACGAGCCCGGGAAGCAGCGCUCGCUUCAGGAGCUCGUCCAGCCAGUCUCUGGGUUCCGCCAUCAAGGUCGACGACGGGCAGUCGGUGAAAGACCUGUCGAUCCAGUCCAUCACCGACACCCUGUCCGGCUAUCCCCUAGCCAUCAAGGCAUCCUGCCCCGACAAGAUGCAUCAAACAUCAUCGCGCCUGCUGCGCAUGACGGACGAUGAUCGUCCGUUCACGAGGGUGGCUGCCGCCUCUGUCGUCCUCAUCCUCAUCCUCAUCCUCAUCCUCAUCCUCAUCCUCAUCCUCAUCCUCAUCCUCAUCCUCAUCCUCAUCCUCAUCCUCAUCCUCAUCCUCAUCCUCAUCCUCAUCCUCAUCCUCAUCCUCAUCCUCAUCCUCAUCCUCAUCCUCAUCCUCAUCCUCAUCCUCGUCCUCGACUUCAAAGAUCUCUUCUCGACCCUCAUCGUCAGUCUCCUGCCGCUCUCGGCCCACCGGGUGCGCCUGUCCAAGGUGGAGCACACGUUCCUGUCCGAGGACGCCAUCAACAACCUCGGGUCGCUCAAGUUCUCCCAGUCCAACCGCAUGCCGGAUCCCAAGGACCCGUCGAGGAUAGUGACCACCACCACCACCACCACCUUCUCCAUGGCCAAGGACAUGGCGAGGUCCAUCUGCCAGCGCUUCGUCGAGGCCCGCUUCAUCGAGUCGGCCGACGGCAAGUACCAGCAGGUGUACAGCAUGAAGGGCUCGGUGUGGCAGCUGACGGCCAAGGGCGUCACCGUGCUGGAUCGCUUCUGCGCGCGCAACGGCAUCCAGCAGAAGCAGGUGGCCGAGCUGUCGAGCAUGAACGCCGCCCAGCUCGUCAUCCUCGAGCGCGACAUGCUGACGGACAAGCUCCUCAGCGACCCGGCCACGGUCGAGGUCAUCUUCCGCCGCUUCGUCGGCUCCGACCGGCGCAACGUCAAGCCGUCGGCGGCGGCGGCCGACUCGGAGUCGCUGCUCGACUACCGCGACGGCCUCACGGGCGUCAAGAUGGCGGCCGAGCGCAAGGUCAACGGGCGCAUCUUCCGCGACUCCUUCACCGGCAAGGCGGCGACGGACUGGCUCAUGGACUGCUCGACCAUCGUCGACCGCCGGGAGACGCUCGAGAUCGCCACGCUCUUCGUCGAGAACGGGCUGAUGGAGGCGAUCCUGCCGGACCGGACCUUUGCCCUGCAGAACCCCGGCCUCGGCCUGUUCCAGCCGACCAAGAACGCCAUCUACCAGCUCUCGCCGCGCGGCAAGGACCUCAUCAACGGCACCGCCUCGCGGGGCCGCGCCUCGGAGAGCGAGGGCGGCGCGAGCUCGCACCGCAACGGCAUCAGCUCGCGCGACUCCAACACGCAGAGGCUCGACAAGAUCCUCGCCGACCCGGCGCUGCGCCUGCUGUUCCGGGAGAACCUGCGGGAGACGCACUGCGAGGAGAACCUGUCCUUUUACCAGGACGUCGUCGAGUUUGUCGGCGGCUGCAAGACGGCCAUCCGGCAGGCGCGCAAGGCGCCGACGGCCGCCUCGAUGGACAGCAUCAAGGAGAUCAUGGCCCAGGCGUACGGCAUCUACAACGCCUUCCUCGCGCCCGGGUCGCCGUGCGAGCUCAACAUCGACCACCAGCUGCGGAACAGCCUCGCGACGCGCAUGACCAAGGCCGUCGGCCAGGACCACACCAUGAUCGACACGCUGCAGGAGGUGACGGCGCUGUUUGAGGAUGCGCAGAACGCCGUCUUUAAGCUCAUGGCCAGCGAUUCGGUGCCCAAGUUUCUGCGCAACGCCAAGUACGAGCACCAGCUGCGGAGUUGCGAGCUCGACACGACGGGGCGCGGACCCGAGCGGAGCCAGAGCCGAUCGAACCGAGGCGACAAGGUGGCGGACCUGCUGGCGCCAGCCUCGACGAAGCGUGCGUAG
Drechmeria coniospora is the source of this 2340-nucleotide messenger RNA. Its product is annotated as regulator of G protein signaling pathway. Bases 1 to 2340 code for a protein of 779 amino acids. Gene Ontology annotation, biological process: intracellular signal transduction. The transcript has 4 exons. The record is from RefSeq and is a predicted model, not a curated record. Lineage: Eukaryota; Fungi; Ascomycota; Sordariomycetes; Hypocreales; Ophiocordycipitaceae.